Messenger RNA from Diaporthe amygdali, 1278 nucleotides. RefSeq lists its product as uncharacterized. Bases 1 to 1278 code for a protein of 425 amino acids. The transcript is spliced from 2 exons. Gene Ontology annotation, molecular function: malate transmembrane transporter activity. The record is from RefSeq and is a predicted model, not a curated record. NCBI's taxonomy places the organism in Eukaryota, Fungi, Ascomycota, Sordariomycetes, Diaporthales, Diaporthaceae. Gene Ontology annotation, cellular component: membrane. Gene Ontology annotation, biological process: malate transmembrane transport.
AUGGAGCCCCGAGUUCGUGAUUUCCCAGACCCGGAAAAACAGGCCAAACCGCUGCCGGAUGGAUCAACCACGGAGGAUGGGGAUCUCACGCGAGAGCCGACUCCACGAGUGAACCUCGAGAGAAUCCCGACAUACCUGCAGCCACCAAUAUCGGUGCGAGAACGUCUACGGCACUUCACGUUUGCAUGGUACACCGUCACCAUGUCGACUGGUGGUAUUGCCCUCACCCUGAGCCUGACGCCUCAUCGGUUCCGUGGACUCGACACAAUAGGCCUCAUUGUGUUCCUCUUCGACCUGGUCUGCUUCAUCCUCAUCACCGCAUGUCUACUCCUGCGGUUCCUGCUUUACAAGCACACUUUCUCAAAGACUCUCACACACCCCAAGGAGGCCCUCUUCGUGUCCACAUUCUUCCUGUCCAUCGCCGCACUCCUGUCCAACGCAGAAAAGUACGGCAGCUUGUUUCUCUCCACGAGUGCCCAGGACGGCCUCGCUGUGUUCCACCGCAUAAUGUAUUGGCUUUAUCUCGCCGUCACCUUCCUCGUCUCGGUGAUCCAGUACCACCUCCUCUUCACCGUCAAGGAGCAGCGCCGUCUCCAAGCGCACGCUAUGACGCCAGCCUGGAUCCUGCCGAUAUUCCCCGUCAUGCUUGCCGGUACUAUCGCAGCCUUCGAUUCGCAGACGCAAACGCCGGCACAAGCACUAGCCAUGAUCACUUCUGGCCUUGCGGCGCAGGGGCUGGGGUUCAUGGUCUCCAUCUUCAUGUACGCGACAUACCUAAGCAGGCUGAUGGUAUAUGGCCUGCCUGCUCAGCGCCCUGGAAUGUUCAUCGCUGUCGGUCCUCCGAGUUUUACCUGUGCCGCGUUGGUCUCCAUGGCGGACGACGUGCCGAGGAUCUUCGCGGCCCAGGUGCCCGUCAUCGAGGGCAUGGUCAGCCCAUCAGUGCUAGCUGAUGGUGUAAGGCUGGCGUCGCUGUACUGCUCGCUAUUCCUGUGGGGGCUGAGUUUCUGGUUCUUCACGUCCGCGCUGAUGGCCGUGGUCGCGGGCAUGCCCGACAGGAAGUUCCAUCUCAGCUGGUGGAGUUUUGUGUUUCCAAACGCAGGCUUCACCAUCUCAACGAUCAGGGUUGCCAGUGCUGUGGGCAAUGAGGGGCUGUUAUGGUUCAGCACGGUCAUGACCAUCGUUCUGGUUGUGGUCUGGCUGUUCAUCGCAUGGAGGUGUGCUUAUGCAGUGGUGCAGCGGGAAAUUGUCUGGCCAGGCCAUGAUGAAGACUCGGACUAG